CCGUGCAGGUAGCAUGUAGCAGCUGCAGAUUCAAGCGACUUUUCUGGAUCUUGCUGCCUGCUACGAGAUUAAAACGAUAAUGCGAGGUUCACUGACGACCCUGUGAGUAGUAACGAUGACGAUGUGACAGCCAGCCGUGUCUCGGUGGUGUUGUUGCGGAGCAGUGCAUGUCCCGUCCGCAGGAGGUGGAGGAGGGCAGGCGGAGGGUCUGAGCUCUGUGUCGGUGUCCGGGAUGGAGACCUGGACCCCCAAUCCCCGAGCUAAGCCUUUUAUCCCCCGCCAGCAAAGAAGCCUGUACCUCACCUGGAAGUACAAAUUAACCAACAAGAGGACGAUUCGUCGGUUCUGUCAGGCUGGCGCUGUGUUGUUUCUGCUGAUAACAGUCAUAGUCAACAUUAAACUCAUCUUGGACACAAGAAGAGUAGCGAAUGAGGAUGCAGCAGCUCAAGAAUAUGAGGACACGAUACCCAACAUGGAGACACCACGCAGGCCGGCUAAUGGACGCAAGGUCCUGGACAUUGAAGUGUACUCCAGCCGCUCCAAGGUCUACGUGGCAGUGGACGGCACCACUGUGUUGGAGGACGAUAUGCGGGAGCAGGGCAGAGGCAUUCAUGUGAUUGUUCUCAACCAGGCAACUGGUCAUGUCAUGGCCAAGAGGAUAUUUGACACCUACUCUCCCCACGAGGACGAAGCCAUGAUCCUCUUCCUCAACAUGGUGACCCGGGGCCGAGUCCUCAUCUUCACCAUAAAGGAUGAGGGCACGUUCCACCUGAAGGAUGCUGCUAAGAACCUGCUGAAGAGUCUGGGCAGCCAGGUGUCCCUCAACCUCAGCUGGAGGGACAUGUGGACUCUGGUGGUGAAGAAAGGAGGUCAGGUGUAUGGAGAGAAGCACUCAAAGUCUCCAGCUCUGUCCACCUGGGGAGACCCGGUGUUGCUGAAGACUGAGGUGCAGCUCACUGCCUCUGAAGAGGCAGAGUGCCACUGGGCAGACACCGAGCUCAACAGGAGGAGAAAGCUCUUCUGCAGCAAAGUGGAAGGAUACGGCAGCAUCUGCAGCUGCAAAGACCCGGCGCCCAUCGAGUUCAACCCUGACCCUCUGCCCAACAAUAACGUUAUUAAUGUCCCAGUGGCUGUCAUAGCAGGGAACAGACCCAACUAUCUCUACAGGAUGCUGAGGUCGCUUCUUUCAGCUCACGGCGUCAACCCGCAGAUGAUCACUGUCUUCAUCGAUGGAUAUUAUGAGGAGCCUAUGGAUGUCGUAGAGCUGUUUGGACUGAAGGGAGUUCAGCACACACCAAUCAGCAUCAAGAAUGCCAGAGUGUCCCAGCACUACAAGGCGAGUCUGACUGCAACCUUCAACCUUCAUCCAGAGGCCAAUUUUGCCAUCGUCCUUGAAGAAGACCUGGAUAUCUCCAUUGACUUCUUCAGUUUUCUGAGUCAGACCAUCCACCUGUUGGAUGAGGAUGACAGCCUGUACUGUAUCUCAGCCUGGAAUGACCAGGGCUAUGAGCACACAGCAGAAGACCCAGCUUUGCUGUACAGGGUAGAGAGUAUGCCCGGCCUGGGCUGGGUGCUAAAGAAGAGCCUCUACAAGGACGAGCUGGAGCCAAAGUGGCCGACACCUGAGAAGCUGUGGGACUGGGACAUGUGGAUGCGAAUGCCGGAGCAGAGGAAAGGCAGAGAGUGCAUCAUCCCCGACGUGUCCCGCUCGUACCACUUCGGCAUCAUCGGCCUCAACAUGAACGGAUACUUUCAUGAGGUAUAUUUCAAGAAACACAAGUUCAACACUGUUCCAAAUGUGCAGCUGAAAAGCGUCGACAGUUUAAAGAAAGACGCUUAUGAAGUGGAGAUCCAGAACCUACUGAAGGAAGCAGAGGUGCUGGACCACACUAAGAACCCAUGUGAGGACUCGUUCCUGCCAGACUCUGAGGGGAAGACCUAUGUCAUGUUCAUUAAGAUGGAGACAGAGACGGACACAUCCACCUGGACAGAGCUCGCCAAGUGCCUCCAUGUUUGGGACCUGGAUGUUCGGGGAUACCACAGAGGCCUGUGGCGGCUCUUCAGAAAACGUAAUCAUGUCCUGGUGGUGGCUGUGCCAAUCUCCCCAUACUCUGUGAAGAAACCAGCCAGUGUCACUCCCAUUCACUUAGAGCCUCCACCCAAAGAAGAGGGAGCACCAGUGGAGCAGUUAUAGACCUGAUGUCACACGCACGCACACACGCACGCACACACACACACACACACACACACACUUCAACCAGUCCAGGCCUUAACUCGUCUUCACCAACAACCACUAAUAAUCCAGCCUGGGACUCACAACUACAAAACUGACUUUUCUCAAAAGUUGAACUUGUGUACGAGAGGGUACCUGGGAAAUGGAGUCAAAUUUUUGUCUUUCUUACUUUUAAACAAAAGAGGGAUUAACACUACAAACUGCACUACUAAAGCCGUCCAAAAGCUUGAGGAGGAACUGUGAUGCUAAACCCUGUUUUGAACAAUCAAAACAGUAUAUGACUGUCAACAGCUGUCUGUUUCUGUUUCCGUGACAACUGUGGGCUGAACCCACGGUCGGUUACAUUUCAAUUCAAGCUGAGACUUUUCGGCAAGAACGGUGCAAACACUACAAACGCACACUCACCUAUUUCAGCCAGUUUUUCCCUUUAGUUUGUCGUGUUUUUUGACUACUGAGUGAGUUGUUCAUUUUGUACAUAUGUUUUAACUUAUCUCUAUUUAUUUUACAUCUGUCAAUCAAAAAGGACUUUGUUUGGGAUCUGUUGCAUUUUUUUUAGAUCCACUUUUAUCAAGAUCAGUGCAUUUUUUAAGAGCCUAACGUUUACAGAUAAUGAAAUAAUAAUGUAUAUACAUGCCUAUAUAUUUUUUGAUGAAAAAUUUAAAGGGUCAGCAUAUUUUUCAGCGUUAAGUUUGAGUGAAAGAGUUGAUAACAGCCCUGUGGGUUUUUGCUAUUUUUGACUGCUUGGGUCAGUUGCUUCGGAUCAGGUUUCAUGAGAGGAUCUCAGUGGUGGCUGAAAGAAACAAAAAAUGAAAAUAUGAACAGGACUUCACAGCGCACACUGCAUUUAGAAGCAAUCUAAUACAGUAUUCCUAUUUUGAUUGUGCCACAGUGAUGCUUACAAACAGAAACAGAAAAAAGACCUCUUUGUUUUCAGUUCUUAAUUUUAAAUUCUAAAAACAAAAAUCCAGUUUUUGAUGUGGCAAAGGCAAAAUAUCGUGUCAAAAAAUGUACUAAAGUUGGUUACCAUGGUAAGUAUUGUGUUGGUGCUGGAUUUAAAAGUUUGUGUUAGCACCAGCAUAGAAAAUGUUCAAACAAUACCAAGCCCUUUACUCAGACAUUUACACUACAAAUUGAAAGUGGAAAAUCUAAAAAAAUCUAAACAAAAAUGAUGAUAAUAAAAAAAGUAUAUUAAAUUCUGUUGAUAAUUUUAGUUCCCCGGUGAAAUUUUAGUUACAUUUUCUUGCUUCAUUAAUUGCCUUUUUGAUUUAGAAAUGCUUAUUCUUAUAAGAAACGAUAACAAAAUGUACUUGUCAGUCUCGCAAGAUACUGUUCAUUUUAAUUGCGUGUCGAGCUUUCUGUUUUUUAUUUGCAUGAUGUUCCUCAAUGCAGUGUAUGUUUCAAAUCAAUGAAAAAUUAGCUUGUUGUCCUAGUGUGCAGAGUUUUGGCCUCUCUCAGCCACCAUCACAGCUGGAGGCUCCAACGCUUGAACAGAAAGUAGCAACUUUAGUCAGUUCAUACACUCUUCAUCUAGACAGAAGACAGAAAGUCCAUCUGCGUAUUUAAAGGCUACAGGUAAUGGGUUAUAAAUAUUGAAAUAUGAAGGAGCAACAUCACAGAGGAGACAGGCAGAUAUUUAAGGGGUCCAAAUGUAUUUACCUAUUUUUUUUGUUGCGUCCUACAAAUGGAGUGGAAAUGUUGGGAGGUAUGAUCUAAAAUAUCAUCAGCCAUUUGUAAACAACCAAAUCUAUAUUAGAGAUGUGACUUUAAAACUAUAAAAAUCUUUAAACAGAAGAUGAGGGAGAUUGUAUUUUUUUCCUCAUUCCGACAUCUGAUUUUUAUGAGAUAAAUUAUGAUUAUGUAGCUCUCUUGAGAUUUGGCUCUUGUAUUAUGAGACCCUAAGUCAUAGUUGAUUGACAACGCCUCCAGUGUUCUUUGAUGAAUGCAAUAUGUUCUGUACAAUUAAGAUCAACAACGCUAAAAUUAUGUUGUACAACUUGGACUAAUAAUUUCUCUCUGCAGUUUAUCAAGAAAGGACUGAAAAGCAGAAUCAGUAUUAUUAUCAAAAUACUAAGCCAUUUAUAAACACCUAAUAAGCAGUUUAUAACACUAUAAUGUAGCUAUAAGCAAACAAAAAUUAGUGUACCAGUGUGUCAGCAAUUAAAACCCCCCCUUAUGAAGCAUCACUAACGGUCAGCGAUACUGUGCAAUUGUAGCCCAGGAGACUAUGUGCAGAGGGUCUGAGUACCAAGCUGCGCACCUCAAGAUUUUGUGACAGUACAGGCGGUGUCGCACAGACCGCGUCAUUGGCUAGCUACAGGACUCAGACGUGGUUAUACAGUGGUGCAGGAAUGAGUCCUAAAACCCAGUAAUGAUUCAGCAUUUUAGCACUCCCCGUUCCCCCGUCUUCAAGUCAGUCAGUCAGUUGGUUAGAUGCAUGAGAAAAAGGUCUUUGGUAAACAAAAGCUUAACAGACUUUCAUGUUUUGUUCUACGACAUAAAAUACGUCAGUAAAUAUCCUCUAUCUUGGAUUUUGAAACUUCUUAAAAAAGGCAAUUGCCAACAAUUCAUCACAUGGAACAUGGCUUUGUUGUAGUUGUUGUAGUUCGUUCAUAGCCAAAUAACAUCUUUGUACUUCUGGCGAUUGCAUUUAAACCUAAAAAAUCAAAAGUGCUGUUAAUUUGUAUAGAUUAUCUUGGUGAACAAAGCGUGUAGGUAUCCCAAACUUUUGUUUGCCACAGAGUUUAUUUUUUGCAGUAAUCCAAAACCCAGUUGAAAAAUCCCAUAGGCUUUUUGGCGAGGGAACCAGAGUGAUGCUAACUUCCAUGUUGGCCUACAGAAAAAUGUCAAUCCUGUAGCAUCAUUGACUGUAUAUAAAGAUGGACAUGGACUUGGAAUUUUGAGUUUGGCCCAUGUCCUGUCCGCUAACAUCGUGGGGGCGAAGUGUUUGACCUAUACGGCAGCUUCCAGCUACUUGACAAAUAAAAAACAAAAUUAGCAGCAUGGUGGUCUUCUUGACUAAUGAAUGUUCUAAAGGGGACAGAGCUCUGGAACUGCUAAGGUACAUAAUCAAGGUAAUUUAAGCCAAGUAGGGAAAAAAACUAUAUCAAUGUUUAUAGGCUGCCCGAGGUUAUGACAGUUUCAGCCUGUAACACACCACAGAAGCUGACAUCUUUAAACUCUCACUGACACACUUAUUUCUGCUUGUAACUACAUAAUAGUGUUAUUUUCUUAAUAUACUAUUUAUGAAUAUUAAUCUUUCAGUGCUCAUCCCAAUUGUGUUCUGACCAGUUUUUUUUUCUUUACUCUGGCUUUUAAGUGAUUUUAAGCUGGUGUAACAAUGUACCGACUAAACGAAUGAGUGUAUCACGUUUCAACGCAUCGAUCAGUAUUUGCAGAGUGGUUUGAUUUUAAUGUGUGUAUUGUGUGUUCAGAAAACCACAUAUUUACUAUCUGCAGUAAGAGAAUCCUGUUAGACAGAACCAUUUAUUCAGCAGUAUUACAACCUGUGUCGUGACUGAAUUAAUGUCCAUGUGUGUCCUGGAAAUUUCAUUUUGGUUUCAAGAAAAUGAACAAGUAGAAUCUGCCCACUUUCUAAUAUACUUUUUUCAUUUUUGUCUUUUCAUUUAACUCUGGUUUUUAUAGUGGUGCGUAUGCUUCCCUUUCAUGAAUGGAGAGGAUCCAACUAAAUCAGUCUCCUCAGCAAUACUGUUGAUUUUGUGUGAUGCUGUGGGAUGAUUUGGGAAAACUGGAAGGUACUUUGUAUGUGUGAUGUUGAGGAUCCAUGGACGUACUGUAAGUUUCUGAUGCAUUUGACAUAUGUAUGAGUUCCUUUAUCUUUUAUCAUGGAAAUAAAUAAAGAUGUUUUUUACCGAG
Epinephelus lanceolatus (giant grouper) is the source of this 6106-nucleotide messenger RNA. RefSeq names its product protein O-linked mannose N-acetylglucosaminyltransferase 1 (beta 1,2-) (gene pomgnt1). Lineage: Eukaryota; Metazoa; Chordata; Actinopteri; Perciformes; Serranidae. Gene Ontology annotation, molecular function: beta-1,3-galactosyl-O-glycosyl-glycoprotein beta-1,3-N-acetylglucosaminyltransferase activity. Gene Ontology annotation, cellular component: Golgi membrane. The record is from RefSeq and is a predicted model, not a curated record. Gene Ontology annotation, biological process: protein O-linked glycosylation via N-acetylgalactosamine.